Didymodactylos carnosus is the source of this 1488-nucleotide messenger RNA. NCBI's taxonomy places the organism in Eukaryota, Metazoa, Rotifera, Eurotatoria, Philodinida, Philodinidae. The record is from the annotation of a GenBank genome assembly.
AUGGGCCCAACAUCUACGGACCGAGCUGUACUAAAAUUAGAACGGGCCGCACGGGCUAACGUUUUAUUCGGACCAUCGACAGUAACAUACAGCACAACGACUUCAACAACGAGUACAUCAACAACCGGCACCAGCAGUACAAGCACAACAACAACCACGACAACAACCACAACUGCAACGACGACAACAACAACCACAACAACGACAACUACAACAACGAUAACGACAACCACAACAACAACAACGACCACGACAACCACCACGACAACCACCAUGACAACAACUACAACAACAACAAGUAUAACAACAACAACAACCACGACAACAACAACAACAACUGCUACAACGACCACGGCAACAACUAGUACAACAACGACAACAACAACAACAACAACAUCAACUACAACAACAACAACAACUACAACAACUACAACCACAACUACAACUACUACCACUACAACUACUUCGACUACAACAACAACAACUCAAACUACAAUAACUUUCACUCCUGUUGGUAUUUAUGCAUUAAAUAUUCCAACAUGUGCUACAUGGAAUCAAACUGGAGCAAAAAUGGCUGGAAAUGUAAAUGGAACGUUAGGCUCUGAUUUAGGAUCGCUCUCAAGCCCCGUAAGCAUUUUUGUUGACAAUGAUGAAGUUUUAUAUAUUGCCGAUCGAGACAACAAUCGAAUUACGAAAUAUCCUCCUAAUGCAACUGUUGGAAUUCUUGUUGCUGGUAAUGGUACUGCCGGGAACGAUCCUAGUCUGUUGAAUGGAGUGAAAGGUGUAGCCAUUGAUCAAUAUGGUUCUAUCAUUGUUGCCGACAGUAACAAUUAUCGAAUCCAAAAAUUUUUGAUAAAUUCAACAGUAGGAAUUACAUUAGCUUCCAAUAGUUCAAUUAAUCCUCUAGGCCAAAUGAGAGAUUUACAUAUAGACGUUAAUAAUAAUAUUUAUAUCACAGAUUCAGAUAAUAAUGUAAUUAGUAAGUAUAUUCCAUAUGCGUCACAAGGUGUAGUUUUAGCUGGUGGCAGUCCUGCGGGUUCAGCUGCCAAUCAAUUGAGUACUCCGUUUGGAAAUUUCAUUGAUGCAAAUGGAACAUUAUAUGUAGCCGAUGAUGGAAAUGCUCGUGUUUUGAAGUACCUUUCUGGAUCGAUGAAUGGAACUCUUGUAGCUGGUAUUACUAGCAAUCCAGGCUCGAACUUGACUCAACUCAGUGGUCCUAUAUCAAUCAUCGUUGAUAAUAAUGGAUAUAUUUACAUAGCUGAUAGUGGAAAUAGUAGAAUCAUGAAAUGGACUACAGAUUAUUCAGUAGGUGGUGUUUGUGUGAUGGCAUGUACCGGAACAUCAGGAACCGCUCUCAAUCAGCUACAUGGUCCUAGAGACUUGAAAUUUGAUAGAUAUGGAAAUAUCUAUGUUACUGAUCAAGGCAAUCAUCGCAUUAUGAAAUAUAACAUUAUAUUGCCAACAUCACCUUGUCCCUCAAGUGGUUAA